Colletotrichum chrysophilum is the source of this 1617-nucleotide messenger RNA. RefSeq lists its product as uncharacterized. Gene Ontology annotation, molecular function: zinc ion binding; sequence-specific DNA binding. Bases 1 to 1617 code for a protein of 538 amino acids. Gene Ontology annotation, cellular component: nucleus. The transcript has 3 exons. The record is from RefSeq and is a predicted model, not a curated record. Gene Ontology annotation, biological process: DNA-templated transcription; positive regulation of transcription by RNA polymerase II. Lineage: Eukaryota; Fungi; Ascomycota; Sordariomycetes; Glomerellales; Glomerellaceae.
AUGUCAGUAUAUGCCGACAACAGCAUCGCCGUGUCCGCCAGAGAGACCGAGACUCCCGACGGGCCGCUUCAGGAGGACCAGUACGGCCACUUCCAUGGCGGCGCCUCCGACUUUGCCUUCCUCCACAUGGCGAAGCAGAAACUCGCCCGUCUGCCGUCAAUGUCAAUUCACUUCUCCGACUACCCACUCGCCGAGUCCAGCAACUUGCCCCCGAUCCUUCCUCCGAAGCCCGUCGCCGACAGACUGGUGCGGACUUUCUUCGACUUUGGCCUGACUACGUCGCGCUUCGUGCAUGAGCCGACUCUGAUGGAGUCGUUCGAGAAGCUCUACAGCGACGGCCAGGACGACAGUCUCAGCAACGACACCCUGGCCCUGAUUUGCAUGGUACUGACGCUUGGUUCCCAUUACUCGAGAGUCAACAACAUGUAUUGCGGUUACUCUUCUAGCGUCCGAUUUUACCACAUGGCCGACCGCCAGCUCCAGAGAGAAUCCAGUAAAAUCACGUUUGCAUCUCUCCAAGCACGACUUCUCGCGACACACUACCUGCUGAACCACUCGCGCAUGCAUGAAGCCUGGUCCUCGUUCGGCAUCGUCGUCCGCCACGCCCAAGCCCUCGGCCUUCACCGCCGUUCCGUCGGCCCGUUGAGCAAUUAUAUCACCCACGAGUAUCGCAAGCGACUGUUCUGGGCCAUCUACGUCAACGACCGAAUCAUCAGCAGCAUAUUCGGCCGUCCAUGCGCCAUACACGACGAUGACAUUGACCAAGACGAAUGCGCCUUGGCCGACGACGACGACAUCACCGCAACGGGCUGCCGAGUAGCCCCCAAUGGAGAGUUCUGCUCUGCCGCGGCACUCAUACACUAUGCUCGCCUCUCCAGGAUACUAGGCAAGAUCCUCAGAAAGUUCUACAGUCCCGCGGCCCGGAACAACAGCAUCACCCAGCUACACCAGUUUGCGGCCGAGUUCGAGAAGAGUCUGCUGGACUGGCAGGACAACCUCCCCGCUUAUCUCAACUACGUCGCCCUGCCCCCAUCAGCGCUAUCUACAAUGACCCAACGCCAAACGUGCACACUGAAACUGAUGUUCGCUCAUGCCAGUCUCCUGCUCUACCGCCCUUUCAUCCUCUACUCCAUGGACCCUGCCACCGGAGUCGUAUCGAGACUCGAGCAGUGGGUCAAGAGGUGUCACGACAAGUCCAUCGAAGCGGCCAGAGUGGUCGUCAACGAGUGCCGCUACCUCUGCCAGCGAGGCCUGUUCUCGAGGGCGUUCUGGCUGGUCAAUUACAUGCAGUUCGCCGCGUUGGGCACUCUAUACAUGUACUCUCACCUGUGGCCCGAGGCGACGCACGUCAGGGAAACGGCAGAGGAGGCCAUGGCCGAGUUCCCGGUCGGUGUGCAAGGCGACUUGGUGGGGCAGCGAUAUGUUGAGAUACUGAACGAGCUGCGAGAGGUGACGGCAAGGACAACGUCGACGGGGAUGGAUAUGUUGGCGAGUGCAUGUACUGUUGAUGAGAUGCCAGCGUUUGAGACGCCCUUGAUGGACUUUGGCGGCCCGUGGUCGAAUCUCUUCUUUGACACUUCGGCUAUCGAUGAGUACGUGGAUGUCGAAGCCAGGUAG